AUGCGGCAAGCAGGAGCUCGAUGCGUGUAUCCCUCUAGGAUAUUCUGGUGCUCUAAGCGUUUUUGUGGGGGAAAACCAAUAAUAGGAGAGUCCAUGUCAUCAGCUCUUGGAGCUUCAAAGGCCGAGGCAUCUUUUUCAGAAAGUCAUUCUUAUAAAGAUCUAGAGAAACGGCUGAAAGGACUUUCUGAAGAUGAUCAACGACUAAUUCUUGACGCUUUACAGCAUCCGGAGCAACAACCAAGCUCAAAGAUGGGUGGUACUGGUAUUGGUACUAAAACAGGUGAUAUGGUGGCUGCAUUUACAUGUGGACGUUGUGAUCAUCGAAUGGUAAAAAAAUUUAGUAAACAUGCAUAUACUAAAGGUAUCGUUAUAGUUCAAUGUCCUUCCUGUGAGGUGCGGCAUCUCCUAGCCGACAAUCUUGGUUGGUUUGUAGAUGAAGCAAAAAAUAUUGAAGAUAUACUCCGAGAAAAAGGGGAUUCCUUCACGCGAAUUGGAGCCGAUUACCAGGUUGAUCCUUCUGAAGAAAAUGGAGAGACCGCUUCUAAAGGCUAA
Messenger RNA from Trypanosoma theileri, 552 nucleotides. Its product is annotated as zf-DNL-domain-containing protein. Gene Ontology annotation, cellular component: mitochondrion. Bases 1 to 552 code for a protein of 183 amino acids. NCBI's taxonomy places the organism in Eukaryota, Euglenozoa, Kinetoplastea, Trypanosomatida, Trypanosomatidae. The record is from RefSeq and is a predicted model, not a curated record. The transcript has a single exon. Gene Ontology annotation, biological process: protein import into mitochondrial matrix; protein folding; protein stabilization. Gene Ontology annotation, molecular function: zinc ion binding; protein-folding chaperone binding.